Messenger RNA from Chara braunii, 1017 nucleotides. Lineage: Eukaryota; Viridiplantae; Streptophyta; Charophyceae; Charales; Characeae. The record is from the annotation of a GenBank genome assembly.
GNAGGAGGAGGAGGAGCUACAAGGAGGUGAUGGAGGACGACGUGGACGAUGACGAAGAGGACGGAGAUAAGGAAGGGGGGGAGGAGGAGGAGGAGGAAGAGGAGCUACAAGGAGGUGAUGGUGGGCACGUAACUCCCGUGGUGGUUGGUGAUGGCGACGAAGACGACGGUGGCCGCAGCUUCGGGGUAGCACGUGGGCACCAGCGACGGAGAUGGGGACGCGGCGGCGUUGGAGACGACGAUGGAGCCGACAACAGGGACGACGGGGGGGGAACGCUGCUCCAGGCCAGCUCGGGAGCGACGAAUCGCCGACUGCCGGCUGCGGAGGCUGAGGCUAGACAGCUGUUGCAGAGCAUAGGUCGUCAGUCUCCGUUGCUGCAGGCAGCUAUUCUUGACGCCGUCAUCGCCUUCGGCACGACGUCGAAGCCCAGACGCUUCACACUCCCUUGUGGCGACCGGCGCUUGAAUGCCCGGCAAUUGUGUGCAGACACCGUCGUCCGCGAAGCCACUCUGGCCAAUCCUGGAGGGACUGAUCAAUCCUGGCUCAGCUCUUUCGUUGCCACAUACGAGGUUGCAAUGAGUUUACAUGGUCAAGGGUUUUUCGGGGAUUCACUUUAUCGUCCGCGAGCAUUCAAACAGCUGGCCGAUCAGGGGGCAUGGAACAUGGACCGUCCGAUCCUGGUAUCAACGCGGCGAUACGCAAGAUUGGCCACCUACUACGUGAUUCAAGUCGACGACGGGAGACUUCGGGCGGAUUGUUGGGUCUAGGUUGGACCGAGAUGGAGAGAGACUGUGAGAGGAGGAGAGAGGAGAGAGGAGAGAGGAGAGAGAGGGUGGAAGAAGGGGCUGAAGCUGGUAGAGCAGCAGGCUAGCAGCAGUACCAACUGUGGCUCGUCUGUCAGAAGUUAACGGUACACUCUUCUGGGGCCAUUUUUAUCUUUUCUUUUUUUUUUUUUUGAGCCCUUCUUCCUGCGUGUUGCCCCCAGGCUAACUUCCACGAGUUUUAGAGCGAACUACG